Molecule: messenger RNA, 4248 nt
Organism: Hyposmocoma kahamanoa
Lineage: Eukaryota; Metazoa; Arthropoda; Insecta; Lepidoptera; Cosmopterigidae
Exons: 9
Coding region: 84-1508 (474 amino acids)
Cellular component (GO): membrane
Source: RefSeq, a predicted model, not a curated record
GAUGACGGCGGCGGCGACAGAGGCGCGCUUUCAGUGCGGGCAGUAAAAACAAAACACGCGUACUGUGGACGAAUCGCCACAGGAUGCACACGCUGAUCGCGCUGCUCCUCGCCGCUGCAGCAGCGUGCACCAUCGCUCGCCCCCCUGGGUUCAAUGACGACCGAGUACCUAGGGAUCGCCGUUAUCGAGAUGGAUUAUAUCCUGUGAAAGAGUUGAAGGAGAACGCACAGCGUUUCAUGUUGCGCCUGCUUACUGCACCCUACAAAUACGGAUAUAGAGGCGACUUUACAAGGGAUUUAAUGAACGGUGAGAUAGACAACAUGUACGAUGAAAAUAUGUUAGAACUAGUCAAAGGAUAUUUUUUAAAAUGGGUCGGGCCAGAUCCGCCUCCAGAAAAACCGUUAUCUCUGCGCGACAUUAUAAUUGAUGAUAACAUUAAUAAGUAUUAUAUGUAUAAUCCUGAAAUUCAGAAUAGUGCUAGACCAUUGAAUUUGGAUUCCCAUGCCUCAGGAUUUAGAUAUUUCCCACAAUCUGAGCCUAUGUCGGGCGGCCCUGAUUUUUUGGAUUCAGAGAUAACAACAUUGCAACAAACUCUGAGGGAUUCGAAAGCUCAAUCAGUAAAACAUGAAGAGGACAAUGGCACUAAAUAUACCGAUAAGAAUUGGAAAAAGUUUGCAUUGACACCAGAGGACAAGGAGUUCUUUGAAAGUGCUGAGGACAAAACUGAUCAUGAUAGUAAAUCCUCAGGCAUGUCCAUGAUACCUGUGAUGCACCACGAAGGCACCGCACCAAAAGUACCUUCUUUAAUUUUCGAGCCUCCGCGACAAACUCGGCAAAAUCCCACGUUGAGCAAGCAGAAACAUCUGGUUGAACCUGAUAUUGGCAAACUGAAAGCUGGACUGGCAAAUAAGGACUACCGUAUGCCCGUCUCAUUACUGCCCGUGCCUACCAAACUGCGCUGGUUGAAAAGCAAUCAACUCGAUGAGGAGAGCUCGCAUGAGGAUGGCGACGUCACAAUUAGACCUCUGGUCAUUCAAGUAGGUGACUCAAAUAUGGAUCCUGCAGACUCUCUAUAUGGAGUAGCUCUCGUCGCAGCGGUAGGUGCAGCUCUAUCCAUGGCUAUUUUGGGAUUUGCUUUCGGAUGGUACACAUUGUCUAAAAAGGCAAAAGCAGCUGCCGACGUAGACUAUCCCGCUUAUGGCGUGACUGGGCCUACCAUCGACACUUCCGGCGAUCGCAAGCUCGCGCACUCUGCCCACAUGUACCACUACCAACAUCAGAAACAACAAAUAAUUGCUAUGGAAAGGAACGGACUUGAACAACGGACCGGCUCAGUAUCUGAUCCGGAGUCUGAAGAAGAGAACGAGGAAGGUGAUUACACCGUCUACGAAUGCCCUGGUUUCGCUACUACGGGUGACAUGGAAGUGAAGAACCCUCUCUUCUCGGAGGAUCCAACUCCAGCCACUCCCGGUCAAUGCGAGGUGGUGAAGCCGCAGCCCAAAAACUAACUCGCUGAUGCGCAAUCGAUCAUUACACAGUCUAUUAUAAGCUAACCCAUUUUCGAUUUUUUUGAUGAUAAUCGUUUUCGAUUUCUAAGCCAUUUUUGGCUUUUAAAUAGAAGUGUGGUUUUUCGAAAACAUAUUUACUUGCAAAAAAUGCAAUUUUUACUUUGUCGUCAUUUUGAAAUUAACACUACGCAAAUUGCAAGAUUUUUCAUUUAUAAACAUAUAUUAAUAAUAUUUUAACUACAAGUUAUUCAUCAUAGAUUAUACUUACAUCAUAUAUGGACGGGGAACUAACCAAGUCCAAAUAAGUCUCUAGAAGAAGAGCUACCACACGUCAUCACUCAUUCCGCUGCCGGAGCACCUCCCGCUUAGGCAUAAUCUACUUCGGCAAACUUGGAAGUCUCUAAAUAGGUUGAAGACCCAAGUCACCCGAAGCAAGGAGAGCAUGCAGAGGCGGGGUUAUAGCUCGGAAGCGCAUGUGAGUGUGGUGUUCUCCCCAAACAAUGGCACAUAUUUUGUCCCUACACGCAAGGACCUGUACAACGCCACUGACAAUUAGCCCCCUUUACACAGUCCCUCUAUCGCGUGUGAUCAGGAGCAUACAGGUUUGUGCCCGGAAAGCCUGCACUCGCAAUCGUGCGCGAUUACUUGUUUCAUUUUUUUAAGCUAACGUUCCUUUGCGCGCGGUGGCUCGUGUUCGUUUGUGUUACAAGAAAAAGAGAAUCCGUAAAGGCUAAUAGCGCUGGAUAGACCGCGUGAAACUGGCGCGUGUUGAAAUGCGCGAAAGCGCGUGACUGUUAAGCGCAACCGCGCGGUCUUUCCCUUUUCCUUUCAGAGUCUUUACACGCUCUAUCACUUGCGGUAAAGUGUCUGUGUAAAGCUCGCUAAUGCUGUAUCGCUCGUUAGGUACUGGUUCUCACAAAUAUAAACGUCAGAAUCGACAUGCUGAGAAGAAGAAGAUUAACACUUAUUAUAUUAUAUACUGUAUAAUUUUCUUUAUUUUGAAUUUAAUUUAAAUUUACUGAAUAAUUUGGCAUUAAAAACGCAAAAACGACAUAUGCGAGUUAGUGUAGUAUUAAUUACUAAUGUCGAAAUAUUCUAGACAAGUCAAUCGUGUGUUGUAAAAAGAUGGAAGAUAAUUACUACAUCUUUAUUACUUUGUCUCUUCCAAUGGUCUCUUCCUGUGACAUUCCUUUUGUUUUGUACAACAGACGUGUAUUGGCGAUGUCUAUACAAUCUUUGAAUAUGAAAUAAGUGGAUAUGUUUGUCUCCGCUUGGUUUUCUGAAGCUAGUUAGAAAGGCAUAGGUAACACGGACAAAAUAUUCUCUAAAAUUCUUCAAACCUAUGUACCUUAUUGUAAAGUACAGGGAAAAGUUGUCAUAAUUAAAACUAAACGUCAAUGCAAGCGAAGUGUCAGGUCGAACUGGAACAGUAUCCGGUAAUUAGGGUAGUACAUAAUAUUACAUUAUAGUUAUUGCAUGAUCCUAUAUGUGUAAUGUCUAUGCAUAAUUCCUUGAUAGAAGAUAUUAGCAUGUAAUCCACAUUUGUUAUUUUAGAAGUGUUACUUGUAUCGUAAAUAUAUAUUAAACCUUUAUGUUAUCGGCCUAAGAACCAACGACUAAUUUGGAGAGGCGACAACUAAUCACGGCGGCAGCUAUUAUUAUAAGCAGUGAAUUUGCACCUGGCCUCUACUCAAAAUUCGAAUUGGCCAUAAAAUUAUUAGGUAAACUUUAAGGUAACGUACUGUUAUAUACUGAACUGCAUUUAAUGAAUAUUUUAACCCUAAUUAUAAUUUACAAAAACAUAUCUUCUACACAAUUUAUAACUGUACAAUUUUAUAGAAAAAAAAUCUAUUGAUUAUCUAUUUAAAAUGUCCUGUCUAUUAAAUGGCUCAAUAUUUAUAAUUGCAUAUUUAAAUUUAAAUACAGAUAACUAUAACAUCUUAGAAAAAAACGAUGAUUGUAUGAAGGUACAUGUAAUAGAUAGAUUUAUACCUACGGUGCUUACCCUGUCAAGUCCGAUGUAUACUUACCUACCUAUCCUUUGCACGUCCGGAUGAGAUUAUUAAUCAAAAAUACAGAACACUGAUAUGCCUACAAUUCGAUUGUUUAGUACCUUUCGUUUCGUGCAUUCUGCGGAAUCCAUGAGUUAGGCUCAGAGAGACUUACCUAAACAAACAUACGGUAGUGGUAUCGCGGCGGCGUAUUUAUUAAUCAUAGCAGCAUUACUUAUAGCUAGCUCAGUUUUUGAAGUCGCAAAGCGCCGCAGUAUCUUCAUACAUAAAGGCCAUUAUUCAAAGAAGACCAGGCUUCAUUUCAAUGCCAUACAAAAUUGUUAUUUAAUGGUAAUACAGAAAAAAUGUACGUCCAUCUAAUAGAAAAUAUAUGCGUAGUACACCAAUAAUACACGGUGUUAAUAGUGAUCAAACGUAAAAGUAUACAUAUUAUGUGGAUAGCACGUUUGUGUCGAAGUGUACACAAAAACCACAAAGUGAUGAUAUAAUAUCUAAACUGCGCGGUGCUGAAAGUCGUCACAUCUCAAAAAAUAUCAUAGAGUAGCAUGUCAGCAUCAAAAUAAUUUUAAGGUAAAAACGUUUUGCGCUCCACAAUAUGAGAAACAGUUCCGUUUUUACUUCUCAGUAUUUUCAUUUAAAAUAUCCGGGGGGGUCCAUUGGUAAUGUAGGUACCUAUAACAAUCGAUGAAACUUUAAAACAUUUUGCUGUAGCAUAGUCACUCUCUCUC